AUGAACUCGUUUCAUCAAGUUAACCGUGUCGGUGAUGUCAAUUCCGACAAGACAUCCAAAAAUACAGCCACAUAUCAGCGAGUCAACUUGGGCGCACUUCAUCAAAUUAACCUUGUCGGUGGUGAUAUCGGUUCCAUCAUCAACCCAAGCGUUACUAAUAAUCAAAAUUUGCAAAUCAGGCGAGGAAUGCAGCUUUUCGUUAAAAGUCUUACUGGGAAAACUAUAACUUUGGAAUGCCAAGCAAGUGAUACCAUAGGCAAGCUAAAAGAAUUAAUUCAGAACAAAGAGGGUAUUCCACCAGACCAAAUGAGACUUAUUUUUGCAGGCAAACAACUGGGAGAUGAUUUUACGCUCGCAAGUUAUAACAUUCAAAAGGAGAGUACAAUACAUAUGAUUAUACGUCUUCGUGGUGGAGAAUAUGUGAUCAGUUAUUUACCCUCAAGUGCUUUGCACCCGAGAUACGAUUACGAUUUUACACACAUUAAGGAUAUUGGGGUCUCUGGAAGAUAUGACAAUGGUGAUGAUACUUGGCUUGGUACUGGUGAUUCAGCUUGGCCAGUGUCUUAUCAUGGUACCGCCAAGCAUAAUACGAGAUCAAUUUCCGAAGAAGGAUAUUUGUUGAGUAAGGGAAAACGUUUUGCUUUUGGACGGGGUAUUUAUUCAACGCCUGAUGUUCGCGUAGCCGAACGUUAUGCAACGGAAUUUGAGUUUGCCGGGAGGACAUACGUGAUAGUGAUCCAAAAUCGAGUAAAUCCAAAAGGUUUGGUCAAGAUUAAGGCGACGAGAACUGGAGUUGGCGAGUAUUGGAUUUCCAAGGAUGGAGAAGACGUUAGGCCGUACGGAAUUUGUAUAAAAGAAAAGAUAUGGUCAUAA
Messenger RNA from Paraglomus brasilianum, 873 nucleotides. NCBI's taxonomy places the organism in Eukaryota, Fungi, Glomeromycota, Glomeromycetes, Paraglomerales, Paraglomeraceae. The record is from the annotation of a GenBank genome assembly.